Messenger RNA from Pochonia chlamydosporia 170, 1407 nucleotides. Its product is annotated as cation efflux family protein. Gene Ontology annotation, cellular component: membrane. Gene Ontology annotation, biological process: monoatomic cation transport; transmembrane transport. Gene Ontology annotation, molecular function: monoatomic cation transmembrane transporter activity. The coding region runs from base 1 to 1407 and encodes 468 amino acids. The transcript has a single exon. NCBI's taxonomy places the organism in Eukaryota, Fungi, Ascomycota, Sordariomycetes, Hypocreales, Clavicipitaceae. The record is from RefSeq and is a predicted model, not a curated record.
AUGGUAGGCAAACGCAGUCUCGGCGAGCCGCCACAACACCAUGACUUAAAUCGUCCAAACCUCCGCCAGCGACACACCCACGACAUCGAAUCGAAUAAUCCAUCUACACCCACCCAAAGUCUAUACACCAGAAAGCCACAUCUCCUUAAAUUCCGCGACGCAGCCCGCACCGCCCUAGAAGACGCCCGCCGCGAAGAACUGAAGAACUCACUCCUCCAAAACCUCAACACAACAACUCUCGAGCGAUUUCGCACGUCAGACAUCGAUCUCCAGCGCAUCAAGAAUAAACAGCUUAGAACAUACUACGAGAGUCAAAACCAGCGUCUGAAUGACUACCUCGAAGUCGAUGCCGUUAUAGAAGCCAUAGCAGAUGACGUCCUCGAGUCGAUGAAUCCCGAUCCAGACCACGACGGGGACCAGGAGCGUGGCGGAGGACUCCAGCAAGUUGCAGGUCACAUAGGCGAAUUGCUCCCCGAUGAAGAGAAGACUCGUCGGAGACGGGCUGCGAAACAAGCUUCACUAGCAAUAAACAUCAACGUCCUUGCAAAUAUCUUAUUGCUGGCGGGGAAGGCCUUUGCCGUGUUCACGACAGGCUCGCUGUCUCUUCGUGCCAGCUUGGUAGACUCGGCGCUUGACUUGCUUUGCACGCUCAUCAUAUGGUCGACCAACAAGAUUGUUCUCUGGCGCUUGAAUGCAUUGCGGAAACGAUUUCCCGUUGGUAAGCGCCGCUUGGAACCGCUCGGCAUAUUAAUGUUCUCCAUCAUAAUGGUCAUUUCAUUCCUGCAGAUCCUCCAAGAGUCUGUACAGAAACUGAUGCAUGGUGAUCACGGGGUCGAGAGACUCAGCACAGAGGCGAUCGCCGCUCUCGUCACAACCAUUGUCAUCAAGGGUGGCAUAGGCGUGGGAUGUAUCCCCAUCAAGACAACUCAAGUUCAAGCCCUUGUGCAAGACUGCAAGACGGACGUGAUAUUCAAUACCCUGUCGUUGUUAUUCCCGCUUAUAGGUGAUAGCAUUAAGGCGUGGUGGCUUGAUCCAGUCGGCGCUGCUUUGUUGUCCCUCUUCAUCAUCUAUGACUGGGGCCAUACCUGUUUCGACAAUGUGGUCCGGCUGUCUGGUGAAGCGGCGGAUGAUAGAACAUACAGGAAAUUGACCUACUUGGCCUAUCGAUUCGCUCCGUUGGUGGAGGGUAUCAAGAAUAUCACGGCGUAUCACGCCGGGGAUGGAGUGUGGGCAGAGUUUGACAUACUUCUCGAUGAGCAGACGAGACUAAAUAGGUCUCAUGAUGUUUCUGAGACGCUGCAGUAUUGUGCUGAAGGGUUGGCUGAGGUGGAUAGGGCGUUUGUCACGACAGAUUAUGCUACCAUCGGACCAACAGGUCAUGCUGAGGACUCGGAAUGGAACCAUUAG